UCUCAUGGAGAAUCCGAAGGUCCGUUGUUGGGCACAGUAGUAGCUCGUUCCCGAGUCGCACUCUAGCACGGACGGUCUUCCCCGCAUCUCAACUCCUAUUUAAACGGCCAUCUUAUCAUCAACUUAUCCCCUCCGCAUACUUCAAGUUAGAUAAUUGCAUACUCGGAGAAUACAAGAGGCACAAUGUCCACAAAACCUUUUGAGCGAGAUCCUGAAAAGGAUGGUAAUUAUGGUGGAUCAUCCCCCAAGAACGGCGACGACCAACUAGUAUUCGACGGCGCCGAAGAGCAACAAAAGGGAACUAUAUUGACACGCAUUGUCGACAGUUUUAAGCGGGACCCCACAACCAAAAGCACCCAUACUUUCAAGGCCGAGGGCAGCGGUUUCGAUCAUGAGGGUGCCGCGCAGCGCACUGCCAACUCUGGCCUCGCUCGUAAGCUCAAGGGCAGGCAUCUGCAAAUGAUUGCCAUUGGUGGUUCAAUUGGUACUGGCCUUUUCGUUACAUCUGGCGCUGCGCUUUCCAGGGGUGGACCUGCAUCUCUGAUCAUUGCAUAUGGAAUCAUUGGCAUCAUGUUGUUCUGCACAGUUCAGGCUCUCGGCGAGCUGGCAGUUAUUUUCCCUGUAGCCGGAUCUUUCUCUGCGUAUUCCACACGGUUUAUUGAUCCUGCUUGGGGUUUCGCCAUGGGAUUGAACUAUGCCAUGCAGUGGUUGGUCGUUCUUCCGCUCGAAAUUGUCGCCGCUUCCAUCACCGUAUCUUUUUGGCCAGGAGCUGCGGACACCAACUCUGCCGCAUGGGUCACCAUUUUCUUCGUAUUGAUUGUUUCAAUAAACUUAUUUGGCGUUCGAGGAUACGGCGAGGCUGAAUUCGUCUUCUCUAUUAUCAAGGUCAUCGCUGUUAUUGGCUUCAUCGUAUUGGGUAUAGUCCUCAACUGCGGUGGUGGCCCCGUUGGUGGCUAUAUUGGCAACAGGUAUUGGAAGACCGACAACGUCCCAGCAGACUACCAAGGAUACACCCAGAGCUCCAAAAACCUACCUGGAUCAAUCCAUUCUGGCCCUUUCAACAAUGGAUUCAAGGGACUUUGUAGCGUUUUUGUCACAGCCGCCUUCUCCUUCGCUGGAACUGAGCUUGUUGGUUUGGCCGCUGCUGAAGCUGGUAACCCGCGCAAGACCCUCCCAAUCGCUAUCAAGCAGGUGUUCUGGCGUAUCUGCCUCUUUUACAUGGUCGCAUUGACCGUCGUGUCACUCUUGGUUCCAUACGGAGACUCCAGACUCCUCGGCACUGGUUCUACUGAUGCCAAGGCCUCACCUUUCGUCAUCGCCAUAGAAAACGCCUCAAUCGCCGUUCUGCCAUCGAUAAUGAACGUUGUAGUACUCAUUUCCGUUCUGUCCGUCGGUAAUUCCGCCGUGUAUGGCUCGUCCCGUACUCUCGCCGCUCUCGCAGAACAAAACCAAGCGCCACGUAUCCUGGCAUACAUUGACCGCAAAGGGCGCCCAAUAGUCGCCAUAGGGGUUUCAUCGAUCGUCGGUCUCCUCUGCUACGUCGUCGCUGGUGGACCACAAACGUCCAACACCGCUCUCAACUGGCUAUACUCCCUCUCUGGGCUCUCUUCCAUCUUCACAUGGGGUUCCAUCUGCCUCGCUCAUAUUCGCUUCCGCUCUGCGUGGAAAAAGCAAGGUCAUUCUCUCGACGAGCUCGCAUUCCGCUCCCAAGUCGGCGUCUAUGGGUCCUGGCUCGGCCUUAUCCUCAAUUGCCUCGUGCUCGUUGCUCAAUUCUGGACUGCCGUCUGGCCUAUUGGCUGGAAGCAGAUGACCUCCAACGAGAUCGCUGAGAAUUUCUUCUUGGCAUACCUUGCGGCGCCUGUCGUGUUGCUCUGCUACUUCCCAUACAAGUUCUACUUCAAGACACCGUUCAUGCGCACGCACAAUAUGGACUUGGUUACUGGUCGUCGUGCGCUCGAUACUGCUGAACUGAUUGAGGAAGAGAUGCUGGAGAAGAAGGCGUGGCCUAAGUGGAAGAAAGCGUACAGGUAUAUAUGUUAGGUUCAUGCUUUAGCUUUAAGUGUGGUGGAGUUUUUCAAAAUGGAGACUCCAGAUGUUAGAUGGCUUCUGAAUCAUAUAUGAAACUAUGAGUUGUGUUAGUGUCCUUUAACGUUAUACGCGUCAAUGUAUUCUGCAAUCCUGGUGAGGUCGACGCACCCACUAUGCUGGAACCAUUUCCGCAACAUCAGGCCCCAUGUCCAAGGCCAGCCGCUAUUCCACCGAUAACCAUCCGUGUAGAGCUUGAAUCGAGACGGCGCUAGCGAUGGAAGAUCGAUCAUCUUCUCUAGGCACGAUAUGUGGAAAUACUCGAGGUUAUGGCUCACAAGGGCAAUUCUGUAAUCAGCCAUGAUCAGGCUAUCUCCUCUUAGCGACGUAUUUGUGAUAAAACAUUCGUUU
Molecule: messenger RNA, 2436 nt
Organism: Pseudogymnoascus destructans
Lineage: Eukaryota; Fungi; Ascomycota; Leotiomycetes; Thelebolales; Thelebolaceae
Product: glyceraldehyde-3-phosphate dehydrogenase 1
Exons: 2
Coding region: 184-2040 (618 amino acids)
Biological process (GO): amino acid transmembrane transport
Cellular component (GO): membrane
Molecular function (GO): amino acid transmembrane transporter activity
Source: RefSeq, a predicted model, not a curated record